Messenger RNA from Serpula lacrymans var. lacrymans S7.9, 423 nucleotides. RefSeq lists its product as uncharacterized. The record is from RefSeq and is a predicted model, not a curated record. NCBI's taxonomy places the organism in Eukaryota, Fungi, Basidiomycota, Agaricomycetes, Boletales, Serpulaceae. Bases 77 to 301 code for a protein of 74 amino acids. The transcript is spliced from 3 exons.
CCUGGGCGGAUUACGGAUGCGCUUGGCUGUGUUCUAGCUGGAUAACGCUGAAUAUGGACGUAGCGUUAGUGGUGAAAUGAAACCGGUGAUGCGAAGAAGUGUGCAAGUCGACGGUGGUGCACGAAAAGGAGGAUGGCAAGUGUUCUUCCCGCCGGCUGCCGUCGAUCACGAAAGAGGUUACUCGAUUUGGACUGCCCCGCAAAAAUUAAGUUGGACUGCGAAUAGCACAGUACGAAGCUGGGAUCAGGGUCCGAGACGAGUGGUGGUAUGGAUUGGAGACCAGGAUUACGGAUCCGGAUGAAUAAUGUGUGCGUCUAAUGUCAAAGUCAAAAAUAAAAAGAGAUCUGGCAGACAGCUUUGUAAAAAGUGGAUAUACAUGCACGAACUCUCUCAUGGCCAAGAAAUUGGCAUCCAGAAAAGUGC